Lipotes vexillifer (Yangtze River dolphin) is the source of this 1079-nucleotide messenger RNA. RefSeq names its product rhomboid domain containing 1 (gene RHBDD1). Gene Ontology annotation, cellular component: endoplasmic reticulum; membrane. Lineage: Eukaryota; Metazoa; Chordata; Mammalia; Artiodactyla; Lipotidae. The record is from RefSeq and is a predicted model, not a curated record. The transcript has 7 exons. Gene Ontology annotation, biological process: cellular response to unfolded protein; negative regulation of apoptotic process. Gene Ontology annotation, molecular function: serine-type endopeptidase activity.
CGAAGACGUGGGGACGCAGGCGGGCCGUAUAGAGCGCUCAGCUGCCUCUGUAUCUUCCCAGAUUCCUCACGUCUGACCACAUUUUCCCGUCACAGGCUUGAUAUCUAACCAUGCAGCGGAGGUCAAGAGGAAUUAACAUUGGGCUGCUCCUGCUCCUUUCUCAAAUCUUCCACGUUGGGAUCAACAAUAUUCCACCUGUCACCCUAGCAACUUUGGCUCUCAACAUCUGGUUCUUCUUGAACCCUCUGAAGCCACUGCUUAGCUCCUGCCUUAGUGUGGAGACGUGUUACCAGCAAAAAGACUGGCAGCGCUUACUGCUUUCCCCUCUUCACCACGUGGAUGAUUGGCACUUGUAUUUCAAUAUGGCAUCCAUGCUCUGGAAAGGAAUUCAUCUGGAAAGAAGACUAGGAAGUAGAUGGUUUGCCUACGUCAUCACCACGUUCUCCCUACUCACUGGGGUGGUGUACCUGCUCUUGGAAUUUGCUCUGGCAGAAUUUAUGGAUGAACCUGACUUCAGAAGGAACUGUGCUGUAGGUUUCUCAGGAGUUUUGUUUGCUUUGAAAGUUCUUAACAACCAUUAUUGCCCUGGAGGCUUUGUCAACGUUUUGGGCUUUCCAGUACCCAACAAAUUUGCUUGUUGGGCAGAACUUUUGGCUAUUCAUUUCAUCUCACCAGGGACUUCCUUCGCCGGGCAUCUGGCCGGGAUCCUUGUUGGACUGAUGUACACCUGCGGACCUCUGAAGAAGAUCAUGGAAACGUGCUCAGGUGUUUUUCCCUCCAAUAUUGAUUACCCAGGACAGCAGUACUACUUUAAUAGUUUAGGCUACUCUGGAUAUCAGGAUUAUUACCCACGUGGCAGGCCAGGUUACCCUGAAGAGGUACCCAGGAACUUUGACGCGUAUACAGCGGGACUGAGUGAAGAGGAACAGCUGGAGAGAGCACUAAGAGCCAGCCUCCGGGACCAAGGAAAUCACAGAAAUAGCCCCCCCGCCUAUCGGUUCCAUCUCACACCAGAAGAAGAAAUGAGGAGAAAGCGGCUUCACAGAUUCGACGGCCAGUGAGGUGACCCGGCCAUGUGA